Messenger RNA from Scophthalmus maximus (turbot), 5980 nucleotides. RefSeq lists its product as uncharacterized. The transcript is spliced from 4 exons. The record is from RefSeq and is a predicted model, not a curated record. Lineage: Eukaryota; Metazoa; Chordata; Actinopteri; Pleuronectiformes; Scophthalmidae. Bases 311 to 2956 code for a protein of 881 amino acids. Gene Ontology annotation, cellular component: cytosol; cytoplasm. Gene Ontology annotation, biological process: negative regulation of JUN kinase activity; protein dephosphorylation. Gene Ontology annotation, molecular function: MAP kinase tyrosine/serine/threonine phosphatase activity; protein tyrosine/threonine phosphatase activity.
CACCUCUGGUGACAUCUCCUCAUCUGUGUGUGGUUUGUCUUCAGUCCGGCGGCAGAGCUCUGCAUCUCGGACUUUACUCAUUUAUUAUGAUUUAUUGUUUUGUUUUUUUAAAAAUAUAAAUCAUUCCGUGUUUCAAAUAUACAUGAACAAAAGGAGCAGGCGGAGGAGGUGUCACACAUCUGGAUCAUACCAACACGUCGGCUGCUCGGGUCGGGCCACCACUCAGUCAUGAGGAUGUCUGCAUCCGCGGCGCAAAGGACACGAUGAACACAGGACGGGACCGCCGCUCUUGAUUUUUGCAUAAACCCAGAUGCCUCCCCUUCCUCUUGACGAGCGCAUAGUGGUCAUUCAGCGCCCUAAAAACUUAGCCCUGUGUGAGAGUUCGCCACAAACCAACCCUCAGCAUUCCUCUCAAAUAUCAGCCUCCUCCAAUGGACAUGUCGCCCACCCUCCUCAUCUCCACCCUUCAAAGUCCCAUUUCUAUUCACCCCCCUGUAAAUCUCUGACUCUGGAAUGCAAGCGCAGAUCUUCCCGUGUGCAGAAAUCCAAGGGCGACCAGCCUGUCAUCACAGCGGGGGUGAGACACAACCCUAGCCACUGCCAUAGCAAUGGCACAGUAACUCUCAGCCCACGGCUGCCGUCCCACACACAUACUAUUGAUAUCAGGUUGACUUUGGACAAAAGAGGACGAGGAGGAGGAUUCAGCAACUCGUUGGGGCGCAGCAGAAGUGUAAAAGGUGCCAGAGGGAUUUCUUCACAGUUGGAUCAAGGACAAUGUGAGCGAAAAAAUGGAACCACAGGGCGGCCAGGUGUAGCCGAACACAAGUCACAGCAAACUCGCCAUAAUCAGCUGACAACUUCCCCUGGAGGGGUCCUACAGUUCGUCCCCGCUCAGGCACAGCAACAUAAGUUCAGGAGCGAAAAAGAGAAUCAAAACACUAGAUUUCUUAACAGAAGUGAGCAGGAAUUUCCCUCUGUGGGUCACAAGAAGACUUCCAAACUGGGAACUGUUCAUCAAAGCCAUAAUACUCAUAGCCCUCCCUCUGUUCCUGUGCCCCAUGCAGCCAUCCUAAACUCCAACUAUCCCACAUCCCCUCCCUCCCAACCCACCAAUGUCCCAAUUUCAUUUCAUCAACUCCAGCCACACCCACCCCACCCCAGGGAUCACCGUCCCCACAUUCUUCAUGGUCUGCCCCUCUCCCCCAGCUCCUCCCACACCGGGGGGUUCCCCAGCCCUGACCACACCUGCACCAUCGACUGUACCCACCCAUUCAGUUGCGGCUGCUGGAGGCUGGUAAGAUGCAGAGGGUUUAAGGCAAACUCGGCUAGCUGCCAAGGAGGUGGAGGAAGCUCUUCGACCUCAUUUUCUUGUGUUCACAAUGUUGGUGCAGUAAAGAAGGGAGGCAAAGACAUGGGCCUGAGAAAUCUGGGUGGGUGUCUCUCCACUGCCUCAACCUCCAACACCUCCUCUUCCAACAGCACUGUGUCUGACUGCCGAGCAAACCUGUUCAAACCUCGCUGUGCCUCCUGUUCUAGUGAGGCCAGAAAUUUUGAGAGUCCUGCGAUCCUUCGCAAAAAACUUGUAGGGGGAUGCCUGCCAUGCACCCCUCUUUCCUCCUCAGCACCUCUCCGGGCAAUACAGAGCUGCGUCACGGCUUGCAACCCCAAAGCCUCUCAAACAGGUAGUUCCACCUGCAGUUACUGCAGCAGCGACCCCAUAGUGGUAACAUUUAACCCACGCCGAGGAAAACCCCCAGGAAGAGGCAUCGGAGCAGCUCAUCAGAUGGGUAUGUUCCAAGCCGAUGAUGAUGACUACAGUGUGCGUACUAUCUGGCCUGAAGAACUGGCCAAGAAGAUGACCCAUUCUAAAGCCCAAAGGAAUCACUGUGCAGGGGUGGGUGCAGGAGUAGGGAAGACUUGUGCAAGUCAGGCCCAAAAUGGUAGUAAUGGAACAGGCGUUGUCCUCUUGGACUGUCAAAACCUCCAAGAAUAUGCCCAGUCUCAGCAAACGGACCACGCGGGCCGUCGGCGGCUUCAGCAGGGAAGAAUGGCUGCCCUUGAUUUUAUGGGUCGCAGGUCAGGAUCUGGGUAUGAUGAAGGCCAGAACUCACUGAAAAGACUUUUGAAUAAAGCAGAAGAUGGAGGAAUGGACAAUGGUCCGGAGCAAGAUGGAGAUGCAUCAUAUCCUCGCUUCUCCCCUUCUCCCCGCUCUGCCUCCCCACCAUCACCCGUGUCCUUUUCGCCUCCACCUUCCACCCCAAGCACACUCAUCAAGCCAAAACCCUGGCAGAGAGACAGGGAGGGGGGACACUCUCUGCCAUCAGCUCAGUCCCUUCACCUAGCCCUGAACUCCCUGAACAGAGAUCAAGAUGAGGAGAAGAGCAGAAUGCACCUUUCUUUGCCACUCUCCUCUUCAUUGCCGGCAUCUCUAUCCGAUGAGAGUUUGAUGACUCCUGACGCUGAGAACGCCGUAGUCAGUGCCAUCCUGCCCUUCCUGUUUCUGGGGAAUGAGAGAGAUGCCCAAGACCUGGACCUGCUGCUGCGCCUCAACAUCGGCUACGUGGUCAACGUGACCACACACCUUCCCCUCUACCAUGUCAACUCUGGAUUGCGGUACAAAAGGCUGCCAGCCACCGACAACAGCAAGCAAAACCUUCGACAGUACUUUGAGGAGGUUUUUGAAUUCAUUGAGGAGGCAUAUCAGAGUGGACAGGGAGUGUUGGUACACUGCCAGGCCGGCGUGUCUCGUUCUGCUACCAUCGUCAUCGCCUACCUUAUGAAGCACACCCUCAUGACAAUGACAGAUGCCUACAAAUAUGUGCGGAGCCGUCGCCCCGUGGUGUCCCCAAAUCUAAACUUCAUGGGCCAGCUUUUGGAGUUCGAGAGAGACCUCAACUCUGGGUUGACUCCUCGUAUCCUGAUGCCUAAACUUAACGGUGUGGAGACGCAGGUGUGAGAAAGGUCAGUGCUUAGGAGCACAUAGGGUUACCCCUGGUGAGAGAUUAUGGCGGCAUUCUUGCGCGCGGAAGAAAGAGUGCAGCACACUGUAGAAGAGAGACAUGAUAACGAAUAUUCCAACAGGAAAAUGUUGACAUGUUUGGCAAGUAAUGCACUUUUAACGCUGUGAAACAUGAGACAAAAGACUGGAUGCUUCAUUUGUUUAGGUAGCAGUAACUCUUUAGAAACAACUUGAUCAUCAUCCAGUAUACUGUUUAUGUGCCAAUAUUUUGUAUAGAUCUAACAACACUCUCAGAUAUCUGUUUUCUUUUUUCUGAUGCCUCUUCCUUUUUGUUCCUGUCAUUUACAUUCACAGCCACACACCAAAAAAAGACUUGCCAUUCAUAACAAAUGCUUGAAGAACGUGAAAACAAACAUGGAUAUGGUUCACUGGUAAUGUCUUAGUUCAGCCGCAAUACCACUCUGAUAUCUCCACCACAUGUGGAAACACACAGGCCAUUACAAUGCACUAUAUUUCCCUCAUUUCCUAAAUUCGUUUUAAUAUUACCAAAUGAAUUAUCACAAGGAUGAGAAGAAUUUCAUCAACAGUCACUGUUUUUGGUCAACAUUAUCAUGUCUAUGGGUAAUUUUCCUGUUUGAAAACAAAAGUUCACUGAAGUUCUAACUGUGUCCUGCAUGACUAUGCAUUAUUUUUUUGUUUUGUUUUGGAAGCCUUUAGUUUGGUAGGAAAAGAUUCCUUGAUUCACUGUGAAAUUUUUCCUCUGUAUUGUCUCAAGAGUCAUACUCAGUACAUUAAAUGAGAGUUUUAGGUCCUGUACAGUCAACCCGCACACUGAAUAUACUGUGUUAGAAUUAGCAAAAACACAUCCAUGGACAGAGGAAGAUAUGAAAAAUAUGACUUUUCUAAUUACUAUAAAGUAUAAUUAUGAUAUAGUCAGUGCAGAUUUAUUUCUUUUCUCUAAAAUUUGGGCCAACAACGACGCGAAACAGUGUGGUACAAUCUGCAUUAUGUCCAGCUUUGACUUGCAGGAUGUUGAAAGUAUCAUAGCUUCUAUGUAAUAUCAGUUUAUUCGUUUUAAGGGAAGAAUCUGUCGUUAGCAGAGUUUUCUAAUCUGUAGCUAAGGAUGAGAAUCAUUUUGCACAGGUCACAUAUGACAUCUUCGUAUAGAAGAUUCGGGAUUCAAGAUGCUCCUAUUAUUUUAUUUUCCUUUGUUAAAUCUGUGAAAGUAAAUGUUCGUGCAGACUGACAGGGACACCCGUGCACUCGAAAAGUCCAGGGAUUUGGCAUACAUCCUCUCAUGAUGAUAUUGAUUAUAUAGUAGGUAAUAGGCGAAAAAGGGAAGGUACUAGCUUGUGUCCAUGAAAACCGAAACAGAUCCAAUACAGAGUAUACUGUAUGUGACAGAAUACAAACAAACUCUGUUUUGUUGUUUUUUUUAAUGCUUGUAAUAGUGUUAACUAAAUUUUAGUUGCCCCUUCUCCAUGUUUUAACUUGUGAUCGACAAAAUGCUACAAUUUUUUAAAACCAAAAUGCCUUCAGUUUCGCCUUGUGUAAUUUGGCUCUCCGGUGUUGUCAUUUUAAGUAUGACUUUGUGAAAUGAUCCUGACAUUUGCUUGUAGGAUUUAUUUUCUGGCUGAGUGACUUUGAUAUGGGCUACAUAUAUUUUUCUACAGUGAAACUUCCUCAUCAUGUUGACUAUACACAUGUAUCUGUGUAUUUACCGUUUUUUACAUGAAUCUUCCUUUUAUAUUUGAACAGAAUGACAUCUUCCAGCUCUGCAGCGACAAAAUGGAUCUUCUGCUAUGUUUUUUUAGUUGCAGUUUUAACACUUUCACUGUUGUCAGACCGCAAGUCAUGGGUCCAGAAACAAUAUUCCUGUUUUUACCUCUCGCCUGCACUUCAGCAGGAUUAGACAUCAACCAAAACAUGCUGUUCACUGCUCCAGUCUCCAGCUCAGCUCACAGUAGGUGUUUGUUAACCCUUGAAGAGGGCCUGUUGCUAUUUCUCAUUAUUUUUUAUACAAACUUUAUAUGCAAAAUGCCCGUGGAAGCAAUUUCUCCACACUGUAUGGACUUGCUGUGCAGUUGAGUCAAUGCUGACCUCAGACGUUUGUUCUCGAGAGACACAUUGACGGAAAUUGAACAUUUUCUCUUUAAUUUCCACAAACUGAAGGGCCAGUGUCUCUGUGAGUUCAAAUCUUUUGUUUGUGUUUUGCACUUGGAGGACCGUUGUUACUGUAUUUAAUGUACCUUUUGAGAACUGUGUAGAUCCAUGCAUUGCAUAUUUGUUGGAAUUUCAUUUUUCCUGUUUGUAUUUCAUUGCUCAUUUUUAAACAAUGUGUUAUGUCCUGUACCAAAUAUUGAAUUUAAGGAUGUUGACUCAUAGGAAUGAAUCAAGAAAAAAAGCAGAUCACCUCCUUCCUUUUCUAAUGGGGGUAAGAACUCUUCAGGUCUGACUAUCAUUGUAAUACUGUGCUGUUUCACCCCGCUGCCCCACCCCCACCCGUAAUUGUCUUCCGUCGCCCGCUCCCUUUUCAUAAAGGAUUGUUUCUCUUAAGCACAUGUAAUAUUUUCAUAUUGUAGUAACUGGUCCUUGUAUUUAGACAAAUGUUUCUACCUUCAUGUACUGACUAUAAUCUUCAUAACUCUUUGAGGUGCACUGUGACUAAUAUGAUGCUGCUAUAUCACAAGGACUUUUAUUUUAUACAUCACAUUUUGCAGAUGCAAAGUGGCGUGUAUCACUCAAGGUGACUGAUGCAAAGUGGGCUUGAAUACAGAAUCCCUGCUUACAUUAUUCCAAUUCAAUGCAGGCCUCAUUGUGCUGCCUCUCAGUGCAGUGUAUUAAUCCUAGUGACUGUGUCCAACUGUGGGUAUGUAGCUGUUCCCGUUGGUCUUCCUGAUGAGCCUGAUGAGCAUGAUAGAAAGAGAAGACAGAGUCAAAUGUAGCAGUUAAGUCAUUUUUAAACACCAUCUCAUUGGUCACUGUGUUGAAAUAAAACUGUGAUGUUGCUUUUCUCUGCAA